This is a messenger RNA of Hydractinia symbiolongicarpus, 2493 nucleotides long. RefSeq names its product polyglutamylase complex subunit TTLL1-like. Bases 589 to 1851 code for a protein of 420 amino acids. Gene Ontology annotation, cellular component: cilium. Gene Ontology annotation, molecular function: metal ion binding; tubulin-glutamic acid ligase activity; ATP binding. NCBI's taxonomy places the organism in Eukaryota, Metazoa, Cnidaria, Hydrozoa, Anthoathecata, Hydractiniidae. The transcript is spliced from 14 exons. Gene Ontology annotation, biological process: protein polyglutamylation; microtubule cytoskeleton organization. The record is from RefSeq and is a predicted model, not a curated record.
UAUGAAAAUACUUUGCAAUCUUGUGUUGCUACGAAGUUUUGGAAAUAUUUUACUUUAAAGAUGCAAUGGCGUGUUAUUCUUUUAAAAUUAGGAAAAUAACUAUUUUUUCACUGGUUGGGUGAAAGAUGUUUUGUUUUACUUUGUUACCAUUAUUAAGACUGAUGCCUUCACAACCCUUUACUAAUGACUGGCCAUACACCAUAAGCUAUCUGCGUUGUGUAAAACAAUGAAUAUUAUUAGCGCAUUGCUCUGAGUCAAGGUCCUGCAUUGUUUUUUUUUUUAAUUUGUCAGAUAAUAGAAAUUUCUAAAGCUUUUUGAAAUUGAUGUAUAUAUGUUUAUACUAAUAAAAACCAAAAAAACAGCUGGUGCAAUAAUAACAGACACAAAACACAAGCGAAAUAAUUACAGGCUAGCUAGAAGUGCUGACGAAACUUUUCAUUCUUAAGAAUCAAUGCCCAAUCCUCUGGUAAAGGUUCUUUUAAAAACAGAAAAAAAACAGUUUACCAUUUGCAUAACAGUUUUUAAGUGGUUAGUUGGUUAAACAAUUUUUGAAAUCAUUUUACAAUGGAGCGCUAACAUUUAUGUAUCAUGGGGUCAAAAAUCAAUUAUGUAGCUGAUUUUGAAAAAUCUGUCUUGGUCAAUAACUUUGAGAAGCGAGGUUGGACACAGUCUGCUGCAGAUGAAUAUUGGAAUUUCUACUGGGCUAGUGUAACCACUGUUCGACAAAUAUUCAAUAUAGAGACAGGUUACAGAUUAAAUGAUGACCAAGUUAUAAACCACUAUCCCAAUCAUCAUGAGUUAACGCGAAAGGAUACGAUGCUGCGCAAUUUAAAAAGAUACCGUAAAGAACUGGAAAAGGAGGGAAGUGUUUUUGCAGAGAAGGAUGAUAAUGGCAAAUAUGUAUAUUUAGAUUUUAUUCCAACAACUUUUCUUUUGCCUGGUGAUUACAAUUUGUUUGUGGAAGAGUUUCGUAAAAAUCCAUCUUCACCAUGGAUAAUGAAACCAUCUGCAAGAGCACAAGGUGUUGGAAUAUUUUUGAUAAAUCGAUUGUCUCAAAUCAAAAAGUGGUCAAGAGACGGAAAGUCUUUAAGUUUAGGUCAUCAUUCAAGUAAAGACAGCUACGUGAUAUCAAAAUACAUUGAAAAUCCUCUUCUGAUUGGUGGUAAAAAGUUUGAUCUUAGAAUGUAUGUGUUAGUGACGUCUUACAAGCCAUUAAAGUGCUACAUGUACAAGCUUGGUUUUUGUCGAUUUUGUACAGUAAAGUAUAACGCAGAUGUCAACGAACUAGAUAAUAUGUUUGUCCACUUGACAAAUGUUUCAGUACAAAAACAUGGGGACGAGUAUAAUUCCACACAUGGUGGAAAAUGGACCAUUCACAACCUCCGAAUCUAUUUAGAGGGUACCCGUGGAAAAGAGGUUACAGAUAAAUUAUUUGAUGACAUAAACUGGUUGACUGUUCAUUCACUUAAAGCUGUACAGGGAGUUAUAACCAACGACAGACACUGUUUUGAAUGUUAUGGAUACGAUAUUAUUAUUGACGAUGAUUUAAAACCGUGGUUAAUUGAGGUGAACGCAUCGCCAUCGUUAUCUGCUACAACCUCUGCUGAUCGAAUUAUGAAAUUCUCGCUUAUAAAUGAUAUUAUAAAUAUUGUGAUGCCACCAGGUGAACUUCCAGACAUACGUUGUGAACGGAAACCUACGAAAGAUGAAUUAGGACACUUCGAAUUACUCUAUGAUGAAGAAUUAGCUAAUCAAGAUGCAAACUCUACAGAUAGUAAAGGCGUAAUCAAAGGUAAAGCUGGUGCAGCUAGAGGAGGUAAAGAACAAAAGUUUCGAGCAACUUGGAAGUGACCUGUUGAAGAAGCUUCAAUUGUAGAUAUAAUUAAACAUUAACAUAGAUUAAUAUAAACGUUAAUUUAACUAAAAUUACUAUAAAGAUUAUUAUGUGAAUACCGUAGUUGGAGAAAUUCGAUGUGGUGUUAAUUUAGCGAAAAUUUAACGUUCAAUAGUUUUCUGCAAAACUAAAAUGUAAACGCUCUUCUUUAUAGCAACAUAAGACAUAAGACUUCAAUUUUUUUAAAAAGAAAGCAACUUGUAAACAACCUGAAGGAAUUAAAUAAAAAAGAAACCAGGACAAAUCACUUGGUGUAUAAAAGCAGAAAUGGUUUUCUUGCUCUCAAAAUUGUGUAAGUUUUACAUGUAAAAUUUGGUCAACAUAGAUCCUCAGUGAAAAAUUCGUUGCUUUUGUAGAAGCCUGUAUUGCUGAAAUUAAGAUUGAAAAAAAUAUUCAGUUCAGGAAAAGCGCUAACCUGAUAGGUAAAUGUAUAAAAUCUAUGAAUUAUAUUACUGGCGAAUUUAGCCAAAUUUUUCUCAUUAAGUUGUAAUGUUUCAGGUUUUUUAUAUUUAUAUUCUAAGUUUGUAUUAAAAAAUAUAAUUUGCUCCUGUAUUAAUAUUUAAUUCGACUUUUUUAAACUAAAAACGAUAAAAAUCAGA